Messenger RNA from Patella vulgata (common limpet), 4697 nucleotides. Its product is annotated as choline transporter-like protein 4. The transcript has 24 exons. The record is from RefSeq and is a predicted model, not a curated record. Gene Ontology annotation, biological process: transmembrane transport. Gene Ontology annotation, molecular function: transmembrane transporter activity. Gene Ontology annotation, cellular component: membrane. Bases 292 to 2472 code for a protein of 726 amino acids. NCBI's taxonomy places the organism in Eukaryota, Metazoa, Mollusca, Gastropoda, Patellidae.
AAAUAUGCCAUCGUGAGUCAAUAAUCUUUUAAGUUUGCAAAGAUAGAGAGGUUUCUUCUUGUAAAUGAGAAUCUGACACUGUAUAAGGAUUGCUGAGAACAUUAUAUAAAUUAAUAUUGCAGUACAGGCUCUCACAAAAAUAUCGGUUUACAGAGGUAUGGACUAUGGACUGCUAUAUUUCUUGUCAAAGAAGCAUUUGUAGACUUUUAGAAAACAAUUACAAAGCACGCCAGAAGUUGGAGGUGUCUGUCAUAUAGCUAGCUGUAUUGUUGGAUUACCUGGAAAUAGGAUAUGACGAAUAAAGAAGAUGAAGCACUUGAAACUGUAGAUGAGAGUAAACCUUUAAAAUAUGACCCCACAUUUAAUGGACCAAUAAAAAAUAGAUCAUGUACAGAUGUAAUAUGUUGUAUAGUUUUUGUAGUAUUUAUAUUGGGCUUGGCUGUAGUGGCCUACUUUGGGUAUGCCUAUGGGGACCCAAAGUUACUGCUAUAUCCACAGGAUUCGGAUGGAAAUCUCUGUGGAUAUGGUAAUAUGAGAGGAAAAGAUAAACUUUAUUUCUUUGAUUUGGUGAAGUGUGGUCGAAUGGGACCCGGUGUUUUUGUAAAUGGAUGUCCUACACCACAGAUCUGUGUAACGGAUUGUCCAAGUACUAACUAUGCAUAUUUUGAAAAUUUAAUAGAUAAUGAUAAAAGUAAAUUAUUAUAUUGUAAAUAUAAUACAGACAAAUCAGCUAAGAGUGUAAAAGAUUUGGUGGUAGAUGAAGACUGUUCAGCAUAUUAUUUAAAAAGCAAAUCCGUGAUUAAUCGAUGUUUACCUAUUGAAGAGUUACUGAAUUUAGCAGAUGGUGUUGUAAAAGUUGGUAAUAACACACUACAAGAUGCUGAAAAUAAUAAUGUCACAUCAACGGAAGUCAAAGAAGCGCUUAAUAUAACAAAAGUUUUAGGGUUAACUCCAGAAGAAAUGGAUAAAGCUAUUAAUGUUUUUAAUCAGUUUUUAGAAGCACAGGAAUAUGCAGAAAAGGCUAUAUCUGAUAUUACUUCAACAUGGUAUAUAAUAGUAGCAUUACUGUUUCUGGGAAUGGUAGUAUGUUUUAUAUGGAUUGUUCUUAUGAGAUGGAUAGCUGGUUUUAUGAUAUGGUUGACUAUUUUAUCUUUCGUAUGUCUGUUUGCUGGAGCAUGUGGAGUAUGUAUUUGGCAGUAUUUAAUAUACAGAGAUAAAGAUGACCAGUUUGCUUUUACAUUAGCUACUAUUCAAUUAACAUUCUCUAAAGCCGAUUUCUUCUUGGGCACAGGUAUCACAGCUGGAAUUAUAUUUGCUAUUGUAUUUUUGAUUCUACUCUUCUUGUGUCAAAGAAUCAGAAUAGCAAUAUCACUUAUAAAGGAAGGAAGCAAAGCUGUUGGUACAAUGAUGUUUACAUUGGUUUGGCCUAUAUUUCCAUUCGUUCUACAGUUACUGGUUGUUGCAUUUUGGGGUACCGUAGCUGUCUAUUUACAAUCAGUAGGUAGGGGCCAGAAUUUAGCAGAUAACAAUGUGACUUAUCCAAAUGGUAGCAUUAAUGAAGCUGCGGUGCAGAAGCAGUCAGAGAACCUCUUUCAAAGCUUACCAUGUGAUAAUUCAACAAACAGUACAGGAAACAGUGUCUGUGGUUAUCUAAAGUAUGGAGAAGGAGAUUAUACAGUCUACCUUCAAAUCUAUAAUCUAUUUAUGUUGUUCUGGUUGGUUAACUUUGUCGUAGCAUUAGGACAGAUGACGUUAGCAGGUGCAUUUGCUUCAUAUUACUGGGCUUUUAAUAAACCAAGUGAUAUCCCAACAUUCCCUCUACUGAGUUCCUUUUAUAGAUGCUUCAGGUAUCAUUUGGGAACUUUGGCCUUUGGUUCACUAUUGAUUGCUAUUGUUCAAUUGAUUCGAGUAUUUCUAGAAUAUGUCGACCACAAACUUAAAGGAACAGAAAAUCCUGCGGCCAAGUUUCUUUUAAAGUGUUUAAAAUGCUGUUUCUGGUGUUUGGAGAAGUUUUUGAAAUUUUUAAAUAAAAAUGCUUAUAUUAUGACUGCUAUUUAUGGUAAAAACUUCUGUAUUUCGGCUAAAAAUGCCUUCAGCUUAAUAUUAAGAAAUAUUGUAAGAGUGGUGGUUAUUGAUAAAGUUACAGAUUUUCUACUAUUUGUCAGCAAAUUGGUUGUGGUGGCUUUAACUGGUGUUGCUGCUUUCUUCUUCUUUGAUGGUCGAAUAACAUUCUUAACGCAAUACACCCCAACUCUAAAUUUCUACUUCGUACCUAUCAUUAUUGUGGUAUUAGGAACAUAUAUUAUUGCUUCCUGUUUCUUCAGUGUUUAUAAUAUGGCGGUAGAUACACUCUUUCUCUGUUUCUUGGAAGAUCUUGAAAGAAAUGAUGGAUCAACAGGAAAACCAUACUACAUGAGUAAGGAUUUGAUGAAAAUAAUUGGCAAGAAAAAUGUGGUUGGGGAUAAAAAUUAAAAAGAAACUGCUGACAAAGAAUAUUGAUACCUUUUGAUCUGUUAGAUAUCUGUAUAUAUAGAGAGAACCAUUUUGUAAAGACAUUAUUAUAUUAUAUUCUAUGUAAUUAUUGUUUUGGUAACUUGUCUCUAUAAAGCCAUGGGUAUUCUUUUAAAAAACACAGAACUACAUAGACUUAAACAUUUUACUAUAAACAAACAUUUUACUAUAAAACUCUAUAGAAAUGUUCAAUUGUUAGUACUAUUUAAUUUUCGAACAUACAAUUAGAUCAGCGUUCUGAUUUCUGUGACUGUAGUACUUAAUGAAAAGUUUCUGAUCAAAUGUCUUAUUUUCUGUUUCCGGUGUUUUACAUGCAAAAGUACAAGAAAUAUCUCAAAUGAAAGGAGAUAAAUCAGUUAUUGAACUGUGUGAUUGUAAAAGUAAUAUAAUGAACAACUGGUUAAGAUAUCUGGAUUUUCCUACAUUAAUUUGAAUUUGAAUGACCCCGUUCACUCUUUGAUUAGGAGGGGGAGCCUAAGUCAACUACAUGUUAUAAUGAUAUAUUUGUGUAUAUAAUACAAUAACGUUAUAUUAAUAAACAAGAUUGAUGAAGAAACGUAUGUAUAUACUGAAAUCCAUUGUUGACUCUUGUUUUUGUUACUUUUCAUGUAUUAUAUUUGUGAGAAUUUGACCUAUUACAAGAUUGUUUAUUUCCCCCUUCUAGAGUACCUAGAGGCUAAAUGUCAAACUUAAUACUGCUGUAAUAGCGGUUAUCAGAAGGUACAAAUUAAAUAUAUCUUUUUAUAUCAUAGUCCAAUAAUGCACACUUUUUGAACCAUUAUUAGUCUAAACAAAACAUGCCCUUAAGUGAUGUGACUAUCAACAAUGUGACUCGGUCAUCAACAUCCGAUGACCUUGCCCAAAUAAACCCAAAUAAAAUUGGUUUCCAUUGAAAGACAAAACUAUUCAACUGAGAAAAUUUCUAAUUAGCAAUAACACAACUACUAAUACUUAUGUGUGUAUAAAGUUUCGUAAAGAUAACUGGGGCAGAAGGAUGAACAGACACCAUUUCAAUAUAAAACUGGUAGCCAUGUCAACCUUUGAGAUUCCAUGAUGUAAACUGAAAUGACAUAUUUUCUGAUAAUCGUUAUAAACAAUCUUGCAUAGUGAGAAAUCACUUGAACUGUUAUCUUAAAGUUUCAACAUCUAUAUGUAGUAUUAUAAUUUUAUGAUGGGCACAUAUGUGCCUUGAGUUUAUGGUUUAAAUGUUUUUGCUAGACCAAAAAAAACAAAUAAAACUCGUUGAAACCGCCCAUAGAAUUAAAUCUUGUAAAGUAAUUUACUGGGUCAUAGUUUUUAUUCUCUCUAUAAUACUAAAAGAACUUCUGUGAUAAGUAAAAUGUGUGUAUAAAUGUUGAUUAUAUUGUUGUGAUCAUUAUCAUUCUAUAAAACCAUUUGUAUCUUUAAGUAUUUAGUAGCUUACUUAUAUAUUAAAUAAACUUAUAUUUUAUACUAUUACUUUAUCUUUCUAAUUGUUAAAUUAAUAACGAUGCAGUGCUGUGCGCUCCUGAGUAAAAUCUGAACAUUAUAAGUAUAUCAUUGCUUAAUCCCCUUUAAAAUUACCCCCUUUAAAUUAACACCAUUUUCAUAAUUAUGCUUAUAUUUUCAUAAAUAUGCUCUCCAUUGCUUUUUUUUUUAUAAACAAUAUUUUUAUUCAGUAAAUCUGAAUUUGGAUUGGGGAACAAGCUAUGCCUAUGUGUAACCCCUGCUUCAUUUUACUGUACUAUUUAUAUAUACCGGUAUAUAUAUAUAUAUAAAAAAAAGUAAAUUCAACUAUUUUCAGAAAACAUUUAAUUUGUCAUCUCACACCAUCAAUUUACGACCUGAGGGUCAUCUAACAAGUAGAAUUUAAAAAAGAAAUUUGUUUCUUUUUGAAACCACAGUUAUAAACGUUUGUCUUUAUAAAGGUUAGGUCAUAAAGAAGAGCAAGAAAAAGAAAAAAAAUUGGAAAAUAAUUUAAUCUUUGUUGAAAAUUGGACAAUUAAACAUGUGAUAUAGUAUAUCUUUCUUACUUUAUUUUAACUUAUGACCACCUGUUACUGUAUUAUCAAUAAAGAAAGUAUUUUAAUAUCAGUAUUCUUGUAUGAUCAAAAUGUCUUAUUUUCUAUCUCUAAUACAUUUCAUUAAUUUUAUCAUGUGAUAUUAUGUGUGAUUUAUUUGGUGCACAAUAAAUUCUUUCAAAUGUU